UUGAGGGAGAUAGACAGGGAAAGAGAGAAAUGGCGCCUCGAUGCUGCGCUCACUGAGGCAGUGUUUGGAGCCGGCUAGGGAGAUUCAGUAAGGGCAGACGAAAGAAAAAAACAUGGUGAACACAAGGAAAAGCUCACGGCCGGGAAGCGAUCACUUCAUAUCCUCGAGGACUAGGUCGUCGUCGAGAACCGAGAUGAACUCGGAGGAACAUAAGGAGCCCAGUAGUGAUGUGAGCAGUCCCAGCAGUCCGCGCUUGGCUCCCCCUUCCAAGCGAACGCGGCGCCAGACGGCCUCUGAGCCCAGCUCCAGCGACACCUCUCCGUCCCCACAGACCAAGUCCCAGAGGGUCAGCUGGGAAAUUCCCACCUACCACACCAGGUUGUCCUCUCGCAUCAUGCAAAAUGGCCACGCCCAUAUGAGUCACCGGAAUGAGGAGCGUGGAGUGGGGGAUCACUCUCACAUGAAUGGACAUGUGGAGCUGAAGAGGAGCUGCCGAGUGAAGAAGAGCCAGUUCGAACACCUCAAUCAGAGCCUGCUGUUCGACCAGCUGGUCAACAGGGAGGGACGGGGACCCCUACUUCCACCACGACUGUCGACCAGGCGGACUGCUCAGUGCGUCAGGGGUCUGCGGCCAUAUCGACAAACCACCCGACCCAUCUUGAAACACCGACCUCGUCUUGUUUACCGUGCUUUCACUGCCGAGGCUGUCCUUCAGGAAAUGGACAACAUCAGCAGCAUCAGGCAGAACCGCGAGGUGGAGCGUCUCCGCAUGUGGACAGGAGACACUGAGGAGGAAAACAUGGACAUGUAUUCCCGGGUGAAGCGCAGGAAAUCCAUGCGCAGGAGCACUUUCAGCAUGCCCACACACCACAAAGCCAUGAGUAAAACUGAGCAGGAGGAUGAAGAGGAGGAAGGAACGGAAGAUUCUCACGGUGAGGAAGAAGAGCAGGAUGCAGAGGAUGAAGAUGAUGAAGGGGAUGAAGCAGAAGAAGCAGGGGAGGACAAUGACAAUGACAGACGGUAUAACCUGAGGCAGCGAAAGGCUGUGCAGAGAUAUGAGGCACCACCUAUCGAGCCGGUGAACAGAAAACAGAGCAGCCCCUCACUUUUUGACACCCACAGAUCCCCAGCAAGAAGAAGCCAUAUAAGAGUCAAGAAACAUGCCAUUCACAGCAGUGACACCACCUCGUCUUCUGAUGAAGAGCGGUUCGAGCGGAGAAAAGGCAAAAGCAUGACCCGGGCCAGGAACAGAUGUUUGCCCAUGAACCUGACUGGAGAAGAUCUGUCUAGUGGGGUGCUGCGUGAUCGGGUGAAAGUGGGUGCCAGCUUGGCUGACGUGGAUCCCAUGAAUCUUGAUAGCUCAGUGAAAUUUGACCAUGUGGGAGGCCUCAGUAACCACAUAAAGUCACUUAAAGAGAUGGUUGUGUUCCCAUUGCUUUAUCCUGAGAUCUUUGAGAAGUUUAAGAUUCAGCCCCCCAGAGGGUGUUUGUUCUACGGGCCUCCCGGGACGGGAAAGACUCUGGUAGCACGGGCGCUUGCCAAUGAGUGUAGCCAGGGAGACAAGAAGGUUUCUUUCUUCAUGAGGAAAGGAGCCGACUGCCUCAGCAAGUGGGUCGGGGAAUCAGAACGCCAGCUACGCCUGCUCUUCGACCAGGCUUACCUGAUGAGGCCAUCCAUAAUCUUUUUUGACGAGAUUGAUGGUUUGGCUCCUGUUCGCUCUAGCAGGCAAGACCAGAUACACAGUUCUAUUGUGUCCACACUCUUGGCCUUGAUGGACGGCUUGGACAGUCGCGGGGAGAUAGUUGUCAUCGGUGCUACAAACAGACUUGACUCUAUCGACCCGGCACUCAGGAGGCCUGGGCGCUUUGACCGGGAGUUUCUGUUCAACCUGCCCGACAAGAAGGCCAGAAAGCACAUCUUGGAGAUUCACACACGGGAAUGGAAUCCCAAAUUGUCUAAGCCGUUCAUAGAUGAAAUUGCAGAAAAAUGCGUCGGCUACUGCGGCGCAGACAUCAAAGCACUUUGCACAGAGGCAGCCUUGGCCGCGUUGCGCCGCCGCUACCCCCAGAUCUACGGCAGCAGCGUCAAACUGAGCUUGGAUGUCGCCUCCAUCGUCCUGGGGGCCUGCGACUUCAGCAAGGCCAUCAGGACAAUCGUCCCCGCCUCCCAGAGGGCACUGGCCCCCCCCGGCCGAGCCCUGUCCCCCACCCUCAGGCCCCUGCUGGCCAGCUCUUUCUCCUUGGUGCUGAAAGCCCUGCUCCGAGUCUUCCCCCACGCUCAGUGUACUGACAGGGACAACGCACACGGCGGUGACAAUCAACUGCUCGAAGAGGACUACAGCGACGAUGACAAUGAGCAACGCUCCGCUUCCAUCUAUGAAGUCCAGCCUGCUGCAUCCCCAAAGACUCAGCUCUCCUCUUCUGCAACGCACACACCCUUCCUUCACUUCUCCUUCUCCGCCCUCCAACAGCCCACAGCAUACCGGCCUCGUCUGAUGCUGGCCGGGGCCUCGGGCUCAGGACAGAGCUCCCACCUGGCCCCCGCCUUGCUGCACCACCUAGACAAACUGCCGGUGCACCGCCUGGAUUUGCCCACUCUCUACUCCGUCAGCUGUAAGACACCAGAGGAGUCCUGUGCUCAGGUUUUCCGGGAGGCCCGGCGGAGCGUGCCCAGCGUGGUCUUCAUGCCGCACAUCUCAGAGUGGUGGGAGACAGUGAGUGACACUGUGAAGAGCACCUUCCUCACCCUGCUGCAUGAUGUGCCCUCCUUCAGCCCCGUCCUCAUCCUCGCCACAGCUGAGACUCACUACUCACAGCUGUCAGACGAGGUGAGGAGUAUUUUCCAGAGGUCUUACGGGGAGGUAGUGACGCUGUGCCCUCCGGAAGAAGAGGACAGGAGGAGCUUCUUCUCUGACCUGCUGCUGGAGCAAGCAGCCAGGCCUCCACCACGCCUCAAGAAUCAAGGGAGGUCUGAAGAGGUUCUGCCAGCGGCUGAGGCUCCGGGGCCCAGAGUCCUGUCAACAGAGGAACAGCGCCGCCUUGCUGAGCAGGAGGAGAACACACUGCGUGAGCUCAGGCUCUUUCUCAGGGACGUGACCAAGCGCCUGGCCACCGACAAACGUUUUAACAUCUUCAGCAAGCCAGUUGACAUCGAUGAGGUGUCUGAUUACAUGGAGGUGAUUCGGCAGCCCAUGGAUCUAUCCACCAUCAUGACCAAGAUUGACACCCACCAGUACCUGAGGGUGAAGGACUUCCUGGGAGACAUCGACCUCAUCUGCAGUAAUGCUUUAGAAUACAACCCUGACAAGGAUCCUGGAGACAAGGUGAUCCGGCACCGAGCAAGCAGUUUAAAGGACACCGCUCACGCUAUAUUUGCUGCCGAGCUGGACCCAGAGUUCGACCGCAUGUGCGAAGACAUCAAAGAGGCGCGCAGGAAGAAAGACCUCCAGACGCCAGCUCAGCAGACGGAGCUGAUGGGCGCCGUGGCAACCAGAAGGCACCACGCUGGAGCAGAGGAGCAGGCCAGGAGCAGCACUCAGGGCGAGGCCACUGAUAAACAGUGCACCACUAAUCACAUAAAGCGGAAGAUUCGCCGGCGGCCAUCUUGGGGGCGGGGCAUCAUUCGUAAGAAGAAGACUUACAAAAAAGGAAUGGACGAGGAGGAAGAGGAGGAGGAGCCCGAGGAGCCCGAGGCCGAGGUGGAAGCUGUGGGGCCCAGUGACUCAUGUUUAACGCAGGACGAGGAAUCAUCAUGUGACACCAUGGGACCCCAGCCCAAUGGCCACCAUCCCCAUGUCCCCUCUACGGAAGAGGAGAGCUCCAACGAGCCCCCUGUUGCAGCUCCUGCUGAACCUCCAGAUGACAGCGAAGCCCAAAAAGAGCAAACGCCUACGGAGGAGGAACCCUCGGCCAAAAAGGCAGAGCCUGAGAACACAGAGAAACACAGUGAGCUGCUUCGCCUCAGUGGCAGUUCUCAGCCCCAGGCAGAUGGGGAUGGCCAGUCCAAGAAGGCUGACUUCCAGCUGUCAAUUGAAUUGUCCAAAUCUUCAGAUGCUGAGGUCCAGCCUAAGCACACAGAGGGUGUCUUAGUAUCACAAGCGGACUGUGUGAAUGGAAACGAGUCAAUGGACAGCCUGGACUCACACAGCCUCCAGGGGAGCAGCGAGGGUGAGAAAAGAACUGCUCAUAGCACGGCUCAGUGCUCUAAUGAACCAGAACUGGAAGAGCACAAAGAUAAACACGAGAGCAACCCAACUCAGGAGCACCCUCCCCAGGAUGGGAGAGCAGAAACAGGAAAUGUUGUGGAACAUCAACAUACAGAAGGGGGUUCCACAGCCGAGAUGUCAGAGCAGCUGAAGGGAAUUACUGAAAGGACGGAGGAAGAGCCACAACCAGCCCCCCCCCAUCCUCCUUUAGUGGUUGACCACCAGCGACUUGCGGCUCUGCUGGAUAUGGUGGUGAAGAAGAGUGAAGGAUACAGCGUGGAGCAGCUGGAGAGACUCUACUCCCUCCUCAGCCAGAGCAUCUACCGGCACCGCAGAGAGUACGAGAAGACCACGCUACUGGAGGAGAUGGAGGGGAAAAUCCAGCAUUUUGAUACAUUCCUGUGAGACGGAGAGGAUACCAUAUCAGCCUGGGACCACAAAGACACACACACACACAGAGACACACACACAAGAAUCCAGCGCCCUCUUCUUGCCGGGAGGAGAAACACGAGGACGAUGUUGAGGACAUUCAAUGGUGCUAUCGUCUCAGGAACCUGGCCAGAUCCAGACCAUCACACACACACACACACACACACACACACACACACACACACACACACACACACACACACACACACACACACACACACACACACACACACACACACACACACACACACACACACACACACACACACACGACGGUCGACCCUGGUGCUACUCGGGUGCUAUCCUAACUUUCAUCCACACUGCUCUUUGGGAUUACUUCUUAACUUUGAUGACGAGCAAAAGCCAACAGAUCGGGUGGUGUCACCUGGAGGCUGCUUCUCUCCUGCAGCAGGCCGUGCAACACACUCACACACACACAUACACACACACACACACACACACACACCCUCACCCUGACUCUUGCAUGUACUUCAACAAACACAGCCGGAAUGCACACACUCACCCGGACCCUCACCAGCAGAAAGUGUGAAUGCAGAGUCCCGCUAGGAGAUGAGGACAGAUAAUGUUCUGAAUCAAUGGACCACAUUGCUGAGCCCUCCCCCCCCAAACCCCCCAGUGAAAUGCUUCGUCAUAGGCCAGUAGUUACUGUGCUAUUACGCGGCUCAUCUUUUUCCGUCAUUUUAGCUACUUGAUGAAUUCAAUACCUGAGCCACCGUCAAGGAUACUCACCCCAGAACAAUAGUUUGAGUGUGAACAAAACUGGAUGAGGUUAGCGCAGCGGGACUAGAGCCGAUUAUGUCCUCUUCAUUACAGCGGCCCCGGUGGAGACCACCCCCCCCCCCCCCCCCCUCACAGUUUCUGUCUCAGACUGACUGGUGACCAGGUCAGCUGCACCACCUCUCGUGUACCCCGCCUCUGGCAUUCACACUCGCAGCAGAUUGUCAUGUCCUAAAUAGUUUGUGGUAGCUCCACACCCCUCCUCUUCCUCCUCCUCACUAGCAUUCACAGUCUGAAUGUUUCCCUCCGACCCCCCCGGCUGAGGAACUGGAAGCAGUACAAAUUGGAAUGCGUCUAGAGUUUGCACUGCCUAGCGUGUGCCUUAUGUAAAACCCCUUAUAUUAAAACUCUGAUAUAUUUAGCAGGAUUUUUUAUUUACUUGUGACAAUGAACAGGCUCCAAUUUGGGGUUAGGUCCUAACCACUGAGGUCAGUGACCUUGAAGCAAAAAAAAAUAUAUAUAUAUUUAAAUACCAUUAGGUUGUUUAAAAUCAAAUCUAGGUUACAUCUCCAACUGAAAAACCAAACUUUAAAACAUCUGAACACAAAAGGAGUUUUAGAUAACACUUACCUUUGGUGGAUGAGUCUGGCCAGACGCAUCUCAGGCACUUGACAUGUUUCAAUAUUUAAAUGUAUUCAUGCCCUGUUACAAACCCAGAGCAGUCUCCACCUGAGCGGACAGCAGGUGUAGGACAGGUUGACACCACCAGCUUCUCUUCAGUUUUCCAUAUGCAAAAAUGAUGAUGCUAGUCAGACGAUUUACGGUGCCAAGUUUGACCCCACUCACUUAAAAGAAGGUGCUCAAAUAACCUGUUCAUAUAAUUUUUGUUAACUAUGAAAAUGUUCUAUUACAUGGUCACAACAACCUAUGUGUUAUGUUAUGUUGUAUAUUUGAUAAUACUUUUGUACGGGUUUUUUUUUUGGUUGGUAUAAAUGCUUUGCUUGAGUCGACAUUUUGCAACCCAUAAUGAACAAGGCCACUCUAGGCAGUGCCGUCACUAAGUUGUAUAAAGCAUUACACGGUUUAUUUUCCCCCUCCUUUUCAAAUGGCUUUCUUUCCGACUUUAUGGAAUUCAUUGUCAGUUUUUCUCGACACCAGACAAGAGAAGCUGGAUUCUGAUCUGUGGCCAACACAGUAGUUGUUUCUCUGACUGCAGUAAAUGAAGAUAUUUACUGAAGCUUUAUAAUGUUUUCAUGGCAUUGUCAUGGUUUUUGGAGAUGCCAUAUUGUGAGCAGGUGCAGACUUCCUUCACUCUGGUCCGGCCCUCCAACUCACCUCAAGCUCUCUGCCUUCUCUCAGACUCUAGGUGACAACAACAAAGAGCAUAUGCAAACUGGCAACCACAGGUUAGCACUUGGACUACUGCAGAGAGAAAAACCAACGCUACCUCAGCUUAAUUUAUUUUAAUGCGACAACCGUUUACUGGGUACAAAAUCAGUGUUUCUCCCCCCCCCCCCCCCCCCCGAAAUACUGUUGCAACAUCUCCAGUACCAGAUCAGUGAAAGCACGGCCCUGCAGUAAUCCAAGAGUUCCUCAUAUCUCUCCCAUUGUUCACUAUGUUUGCAUUUGAGCCAGAUGAUUGCAUACAUUGUAAUUUUGUGGACUGUAUUAUAAGCUUUAGUUUAAUUUGUACCGUUCCUAGACUCUGAGGAGAUAACAUAGAUCUCUCUCCUCUUUCAGAACAAUCACACCCAGACUUUGUUAGAAGCUACAUCUCUUUCCUCCUCACACAACCAUGGCCUUUAUAUUAAAUUCAGCAUUUUCUUGGUGCAGAUUUUCAUCUCAUGAUUCAGAUUAUUUAUUAAAAAACACGUUUCACACCUAAUUCAGUCAACUGUCUUUUUGUACGUUUGAAAUGUAAUGAAUCGGGGAAGCGUUGCGCGUCUGUUUUAACAAUUGUUGUUGAAUUGCGAAGCGUUUGUGUAGCAGGUUUUAUUUGCCGUGUGCGGGGGAAUAAAAGGUUUACAGGUCACUCAGGUUCAACACGCGACAACAUGCCCUUGCAACGUUUCUAUUUAUUUAAUUGUUCCGCUGUUUUCUUCGUUAAAGUGGUUACGGACUGUUUGGCAUACGGGAAGAGGACGGAUAUUUAAAAACAUUGCAUCCGUCUAGUAGAUCCCAGGAAGAGAAAAAGGACCAGAGUUCUUUAAAUGUUGUUCACUUGUCUCCACUUUCUGCCAAGAGUUAUUUUUUAAGGAAUUUAGAAACACACAUGGAAAUAAAAAUAUGGGUAGUUAAAUGUCAUACAUUGUGAUCUUCCUUUCUUAUUAAAAAAUUGUAGCCAGUUUGGACUAACAACCAAUUUUUGUCUGGUAGUUGAGACUGCUUAGUCCAGUAUGCAGAAGGAAGGGUUUGUUCUAUCCUGAAAUACUUUGUUCUUGCCUAUUGUUUCACACUUAAUUUUAGUCGAGACUUUCCAUACCUUUGUCUAUUCUGUUCUGUGUGUAUUUACCACGCCUGUUCGAAAUUGUUACUUUAGUGUAAGUUAUUAUUUUAAAUGAAACUUUUACUGUAUUUCUCAAAUAAACUGCUGUGAUACUUGAAUAAAAGGUGCAAGCUGA
Trematomus bernacchii (emerald rockcod) is the source of this 7992-nucleotide messenger RNA. It is a transcript of the gene atad2b, whose product is annotated as ATPase family AAA domain containing 2B. The record is from RefSeq and is a predicted model, not a curated record. Lineage: Eukaryota; Metazoa; Chordata; Actinopteri; Perciformes; Nototheniidae. Bases 113 to 4609 code for a protein of 1498 amino acids. Gene Ontology annotation, cellular component: nucleus. Gene Ontology annotation, biological process: positive regulation of transcription by RNA polymerase II. Gene Ontology annotation, molecular function: ATP binding; chromatin binding; histone binding. The transcript is spliced from 29 exons.